Notothenia coriiceps (black rockcod) is the source of this 313-nucleotide messenger RNA. RefSeq names its product parathyroid hormone 2 receptor-like. Lineage: Eukaryota; Metazoa; Chordata; Actinopteri; Perciformes; Nototheniidae. The record is from RefSeq and is a predicted model, not a curated record. Gene Ontology annotation, cellular component: plasma membrane. The annotation marks the transcript as partial. Gene Ontology annotation, molecular function: parathyroid hormone receptor activity; G protein-coupled peptide receptor activity; peptide hormone binding. Gene Ontology annotation, biological process: adenylate cyclase-modulating G protein-coupled receptor signaling pathway. The transcript is spliced from 3 exons.
AUGAGGUGUGCCCUCCAGACUGGGACGGGCUCAUCUGUUGGCCCGGGCUUGCUACCAAGGUCCCCUGUCCGACUUAUAUCUUCGACUUUAACCACAAAGGACACGCUUACAGGACAUGUGAUGUCAACGGUUCUUGGGUGUUUGCGCACCGCUUGAACAAAACAUGGACCAACUACUCGGAGUGCUUCCUUCAGCCCACUGAUGAGAAAGGGAGACAAGACUUCUUUGAGCGGCUGUGUGUCAUGUACACCAUUGGCUAUGCUGUGUCCUUUAGCUCUCUGCUGGUGGCCAUCUUUAUCAUCGGAUAUUUCAG